Molecule: messenger RNA, 255 nt
Organism: Caenorhabditis briggsae
Lineage: Eukaryota; Metazoa; Nematoda; Chromadorea; Rhabditida; Rhabditidae
Exons: 3
Coding region: 1-255 (84 amino acids)
Source: RefSeq, a predicted model, not a curated record
AUGACUUCCUCAUCUACUCUCGCAGUUCUAGUUGCACUUGCCACAAUUGUAGCAGUGUCACAGGUUCAAUCCGCUGUUCUCCCUGUCUCUUCUACUGAACUGACUACAGUCGGAAAAGAUGUUUCGACGGCUACAACAACUGCAAUUGAUACUCUUCAAAAUUCGAUGUCCAGGGUGAAGAGACAAGGUGGAGGAUGCGGAUGUUGUGGAUGUGGAUGUGGAUGCUGUUGUUGUAGACCAAGGCUCCAUCUAUAA